UCCUUCUUCCCUCUUCCUGCUGGGCUGUGGGUGGGAGAGCACAGACCUGGGGGCAGUGAAAACAUUGAGCUCCUAAUCAUGGGGAAUUUAGGGGAUUGCAGACCGGAAGGGAUUUGAACCAUUUAUGUCCCAAGUCAUGGGCAUUUGGUUUUGUAAGGAUGGCCAGUUUUGUGAAAUCACAAUAGAAGAAGACAUUGAUGAAACCAGAUCGAUGAAGAAGAAAGAGAAAAAGAAAAAAACACAGCCUUCACCCACACCGCCACCCCCUCCACCAAAGAAAAAGAAGCUCCCUGACCAAGAACAGAAAGCCAUAAAGAUCCAGGCCUGGUGGCGGGGCACCCUGGUGCGCAGGACAUUGCUGCAUGCGACACUCAGAGCAUGGAUCAUUCAGCAGUGGUGGAAGAUGACAGUGGCAAAGCUGCUGGAAAAGAGGAAACGAGCAGCCCUAGAGUCCUAUGUGCAGCAAGAAUGGGCAGUGGUCAAGCUACAGUCCUUGGUCCGCAUGUGGCACAUACGCCAGCGAUACUGCCGUUUGCUCCACGCUGCCCGCAUCAUUCAGCUGUAUUGGCGCUGGCAUAAUUGCCAUAGCCGUGGCUUUUUCCAGGGCAGCUAUGACCUCACAGCAUCCCAUCUGGGACUAGAACUCGAGAUUUUUCUGGGGUCACAGAUUUGUCGGAUUACAGACUGCAUCCCCUUCCCAAUAAAGAGCUAAUCAGGUCUGCUCCAA
Panthera uncia (snow leopard) is the source of this 727-nucleotide messenger RNA. Its product is annotated as IQ domain-containing protein F5-like. Bases 125 to 712 code for a protein of 195 amino acids. The record is from RefSeq and is a predicted model, not a curated record. Gene Ontology annotation, molecular function: calmodulin binding. The transcript has 3 exons. NCBI's taxonomy places the organism in Eukaryota, Metazoa, Chordata, Mammalia, Carnivora, Felidae.